CGGAGAGGAGAGGCGUGGCGGGCGGGAGUAGCGGCCGGAGGGUUCUGGGGAGGUUCCGCCGCUCGCCUCCGGUUUCCCGGGUACGGCAGGAGAACACAGAGGAGAAGACAUUCCAGCUGCUGCAUCUCUUUUAUCCCUACGAAUCUUUGCGAAGACAAGUUAUGUCAACAGCUGCUUUAAUCCAUUUGGUAAGAAACGGAGGUUCUCAAGUACGAAGGAGAGCCCUGCUGACAUCCCGCCUCUUGCAAGACGACAAGCGUCUGACAGUCGAGUGCUACAUUUCCACCUCCGAACGCCGGGCAUCCCGCUUUGAUUCGGACGGGAGCGGGCGGCCCGCCACGUGGGACACCUUUGGCAUCUGGGACAAUCGCAUUGAUGAACCUAUUCUCCUCCCACCUAGCAUAAAGUAUGGAAAGCCGAUUCCAAAAGUCAGCCUGAGCAAAGUGGGCUGUGCCAGUCAUAUUGGGAAGCGGAAGGAAAAUGAAGACCGCUUUGAUUACGCUCAGCUGACUGAGGAUGUCCUGUACUUUGCAGUAUACGAUGGACAUGGCGGGGCGGCAGCAGCAGACUUCUGCGCUAAGAACAUGGAAAGAUAUAUCAAGGAAUUUGCUGUUCAGGAGGAGAACUUAGAAAAAGUUUUGAACGAUGCUUUUCUAGAAAUAAACAAAGCAUACGAAAGGCAUGCUCAGCUGUCUGCUGAUGCAACUCUGAUGAACUCUGGGACCACUGCAACGGUGGCCCUGCUGCGGGAUGGUAUUGAGCUGGUAGUGGCAAGCGUGGGUGACAGCCGUGCCCUGCUGUGUCGAAAAGGAAAGGCCAUGAAACUCACCAUUGACCAUACACCAGAAAGGAAGGAGGAGAAGGAAAGGAUUAGGAAGUGUGGUGGCUUUGUUACCUGGAACAGUUUGGGACAACCUCAUGUGAAUGGUAGACUUGCAAUGACGCGGAGCAUAGGAGAUUUGGAUCUUAAAAACAGUGGUGUGAUAGCCCAGCCAGAAACAAAAAAGGUUCAGUUGCACCAUGCAGAUGACGGCUUCCUAGUCCUUACUACAGAUGGUAUUAACUUCAUGGUGAACAGUCAAGAGAUCUGCGACUUCAUCAACCAGUGCCACGAUCCCACUGAAGCUGCCCACGUUGUUACUGAGCAGGCAAUACAGUAUGGCACUGAAGAUAACAGCACGGUUGUCAUAGUGCCAUUUGGAGCGUGGGGGAAGUAUAAAAAUGGCGACAUCAACUUUUCCUUCAGCCGCAGCUUUGCCUCCAGUGGGAGAUGGGCGUGAAGACCUGACACAGCUAUCUUUUCCUGCAAUAACAUGGAUACAACGUGCUAUAAGAGAACACAUCCAUCUGUUCAUAGGUUGACUCAGUGUCUUGUCCAUCUUUUCUGUUGCCAGUUAUGGAAGAUGCAACUGCUCCUUUGGUGCGUAAUUGCUGCUUACAGCUGAUCACAUUUUACUGUGUUUAUUUAUUCAGAUCAGCAUUGGGUUUCUAGGCCCAGCAGUUCUGCACAUCAUUUCAUUCGCACAGACAAGUCUCUGGGCUUGAGUUAUGACACAUCAGUUUCAUCCCAACUCUUGUUACCUAGUACUCAGUUACCUGGCAGCUGUGAAAGUCCAAGACUGAGCCAUGCGCCAUCUUCUUUGUACGUUAAUACACAGGGGAACAAACGCAGUGUUCUUAGAAAGACAAAAAGGGAGUCUGUUGUUUUCCUCUGUCAUGUAGCCAUCCACAGCUCCCCCAUGUUUCACGAGAAACGGGUGAAAUACAAGGAGGAAAUAUCAGAAGUAAUUAGCCUGUGGUUAUGUUCUGGUGCCAGGGGCAUUCCAUGUAGCUGAAUGGCAUCCCAAUAGAGCACUUUGCUGGGCUUUAGGCUCUCUCUGGUAUUACCUGUGAUGCUUCAGCUCCAAAGAGACAGAGCAAGCAGGAGCCACGUGCUGUUGAACAGAUGGGAACCCAUUGGGCCCAAAGCCCCUACAGUCGCAGUGGACCAUGCAGCCUCUGGCACCAUGCUUCCUUCAGCAUAAUGGUGCCUGAAAAGAGCACGUAGGAGGAGGAAAAAAAAGCAGCCCACUUUAUAAUUUCAGAGACCAUAAUCAAUUUGAGUAUUUGUUUGUUUGGGUUUUUUUUCCUAAGAAAAGGAAACUGUUUCAAAGAGCUUUCAGUUCAAGAUUCUUUGGAUGUAUGAAACAGUAGAGUUUAUUUCUUCAUAUGCAAGGAUUUUCCUGCCCUCUGCCUUUUUUUUCAGCUAGCUACAGUCUCCUGCUGGCAUAAAGACAGCUGUAAAAUGCCCAAAGCCAGAAAGCUAGAGAAAGAAGAGAAUAUUUUAAUAACAUAUGGCAAUUUUUGUUAAGUUUUGGGUGUUGUUUCCACCAGGCAUCAAAUAGUUGGUCACCAAUAGCAGCUUUAAAGAUUUCAUUUCUCUUUCUGGUGGGAGUCUGUGUCCAAUGGGGCACAAAAGGCCAGAGCCCUGAGCCAGCUCGGUGUUGCUGUGAUACAAACUGCUGGUGACACAUCAACAGCAGGUCCAACUUUCCACAUACCUCUUUCGGCCCCAGUUCUCCCUCACUCAAAAUCAGUCGUGCAUCUCCUGUAGCCUCCAAAUUGCCCCAUUGUGAGUAAAUAUGGGCAGAGAAAAGUCAGGCUUUUCCCAUGUAGAUUUUGUUCCAUGUUUCCAACAGCACAAUUAUUUAAAAAGAAGAAAAAAGCCAACUGACAAGAACAAAAUGCGAUGCCUGGUCCGAUUCUCAUUUUCCAGUGUGUCAUCUACAUCUUUUUCUAGCCCCUUCCAGGCCCAUGGUUACAGCACAGUCAUUUCCAUGUGUUCUUCUGGCUGCAGGCUUGGGAGCACCCUGCAGGUCACAGCACUGUACUGACAGCAUUAAUGCUCUAAGUAUAGACAGUACCUUGGUUGUGUCCCAUCACUUGGUGUAUUUAUAUGGUGCACAUAAUGUGCAUAUUCAGUUUAUGAGUAUAAAGAGGUUGUGACUCACUAUUUGUAAGUCUCUAUUGUGUUUGGCGCUGUUGCCCAGGCAGGCACGUUUAAUGAGCACAUCCAUCACUGGUUUACAGUUAUAAUACCUUCUUUCUUCUCCAGAUUUCCCCAAUUCUAUCUUCACUUGAGAUCAAAGUUUUCAGUCUUGGUCUCUGCCUUGCUUACUGGAGGCAAAAGGCACUUUUAAUUGAUAACCUGCAAUUUGCACCCUGCACAACCUGUUUGUAGCAAAAGCAGCAGAACGCAUCCUCUCCUGAGCACUUGCAGAGAGGCAGCACCUGACAGAGACUCAGUGAGCUGUUCCAGCAAUGCCAUUAUGACCUGUUUGCACUGCACAGCUGACUCCUGCUGAAAUAGCAAGUGGUCCUAGCUAAGGGUUAACCACACCACAGCCUUAUUCUGGGCCAAAGAAGGGCUACAGUCAGCUUUGGUUUCAAGUGUCAGACAAACAUGAGCAGCAGAGCCAGGAUUUGGACAUGUCUCAUCAACACUGCUUGGUGCCAAAUGCUGCUCAUUCCUGUUUGGCCAUCCAUCCAGCUAGCCAGGCAAGAUAUCAGGCCUCCCCUGAGGUGUUUAUAACAAGUAUACGUUGAUUUUUUUGAGCUGUGCUGGGUACUCGCCAACCUGAAUACGUGGUAUCAAAUGCAGGGUGGUAAUGAAUAGCACCUGCAGGUGCUCUGAGGAAUGGCCUGGGCUGAUGGAGUAUCUUCUGAGCACUGAUCAGUAUGUAAAAAGAAGUCAUCUUUAUACUUGAGGGAGUUUGGGAGCAUAUUUUUUGUGUUAUCCCUAUCCAGUUCAAGGCCAAGUUGGAUGGAGCCCUGGGCAACUUGAUCUCACACGUGGUAACCCUGCCUGUGACAGGGAGGUUAGAACUUGGUAAUCCUUGAGGUCCCUUUCCAAUCUGAGCCAUUCUAUGAUGCUAUGGUAUCCUAAUUUCAUAGAGAAUGGAAGUGGUUGAGUGCUUCUAUUUCCUCCAGCAGACUGACUGUCCUCUCAGAGGAAGGAUCCACCUAUAGAUGCACAUAUAUUUUAGAAAGGAAGGGAUAAGACAAAGCUUUGCAAAAUAGAAGGCAGUUAGGUAAAGAUAUGUUGGCAGUUCCUAUUACUGCUUUUAAACAAUCACAGAAAAGCUGUGGUUGGAAAGGACAUGGUGAUGUCAUCCAUCCAGCCUACUGCUCAAAGCAGGGCUCAUUUCAGAAUUAUGUGCUGCAGCAAAGGGGCAUGCAUCUACUGACACUGGACUAUAGACUGAAAUGGGAUGGGAAGAAAGAGAUAGGCAUGAGAGCAGUCUGCCUGCAGAACCAACUUCAAUGUGUUCUGGUGGAAGCUUACCAGUAGGUGAAAACCUACAAAGUGAAAACUUUGUAUGGCUACUAAUAAAUGUCACAAAUAAAUUAGCACAUUCAUCUAACAGAUACGAGCUGGUUUUUCUAAAAAGCAAUAAGACAGGAGAUUACAAAGACACAUUUCUUAUUCCCUGGCUGUUCCCUACAGUUUUCUGCAUCUGUUUCUGAAGUAAACAAGCUACUAAUGAAGGCAGAUUGCUUUGCCAAGUGGCCCAUUAGUCUGCCCAUUCCUCUUUCUAUUGCUAAGUGUCGCUUUCACUGGUUUGUAUGAAUUUCUGCCUUCAUGCUGUGCACUGCCAGACUUUGAGUACAUCAGAAACAUCGUUUGGUGCAGACCCUCUGUUACCAAAAUCUUUCUCUUCCCAAACAACAGCCUCGCCUUUUCUUGCAUAUGUAGUAAUCUCCCUUUAGAUUUAUCUGUACCAAGCCUUGUUUUUCUCCAAGUCACCAGGAAAAACCUGCACUUUCCUGUGUGAUUGGUUUUUCCAUCAUUUGAUACUUCUUAAUGAAGAAGCAUUAGGACAAGUCACAGGAAUUGCAUUUCAGUCAUGGGGCUGUUUUGGCACUGACACUGGCAGAGUGAGCCAUGAGUGCAGGUGUAUGGCACCAGCAUUCCCUGUGUGAAGUAUGAAGUCGAAGGAGUAAAGCCAUGCCAAGGCAAAUGGAAACAGCUUAUCAAAAGUAUUUCCUUACCUGGACACUCCUCCUGGACCAGUGCUGUUUCUCAUGGUAGAGGUGCUGCAGGAGGAAGGGGCUGGAACAGCUUUAAUACAGCAUCCUCUGACUAGUCAAUCCUUUUUGGUUUGAAAAGCUCGGGGUUGGUGAAGAAUUGUGGAGCAGAGUUUGUGGUUGAGAAUAAGGGCGGAGUGAGAAAUUGGCAAUAUUACCACUUUUUUUUACCAAUUUGGAGAAAAUUCUGAAGAUCUGGGGCUCACUGCAAGAUUUCUGCUGAUGGAGGAAUCAGAUACUGGAUCAGCAUUUCUGUCUCAACACACAAUGUGCUGUUUUCAAAGGCACAGAAUUUCUAGCUAAAGCAGUAGCACAAAACAGAUACCAGUUACUCUGGUUUAAUAUUAAUUUCUGUGGAAUAGAAUCACGUAGGAAGUUCUAGGUCCAUUGGUCACUUACCCAAUAAGCUGAGCAUAUGGCAGAGCACUCCCCUGCAGUUUCCUAGUUCUGAAGCUGCUGUUCUCCUGCUCUUAAUGCAGAGGUACUAAUGGGGAUUCCCCUUUGCCCAGCAUGUUAAGUGCUUGGGCAGCGGAGUGUGUCAUAACUUUUACAGACUGAAGUGCAAUUGUGUACAUUCACUGCAUACUUUGCCUUAGGACAGUCUAUAAUUCCUGAUGUUUAAUGUUUAUUUUUGGUGUAAUCAGUGACCAUAAUUAAUCUACUACUUCAUUUUACUGAAGUUUUUUUUUUUUUUCUUUUUAAACAUUUGUUUGUCUUCAAAUUUGUGACUCAAAUCUACAGUGGGACAGAUAAGGCUGUACUGAAAUGCUUAAAUAAAGACCUCUAAAUAAA
Centrocercus urophasianus (Greater sage-grouse) is the source of this 5859-nucleotide messenger RNA. It is a transcript of the gene PPM1K, whose product is annotated as protein phosphatase, Mg2+/Mn2+ dependent 1K. The record is from RefSeq and is a predicted model, not a curated record. Gene Ontology annotation, biological process: protein dephosphorylation. Lineage: Eukaryota; Metazoa; Chordata; Aves; Galliformes; Phasianidae. Gene Ontology annotation, molecular function: cation binding; protein serine/threonine phosphatase activity. The coding region runs from base 162 to 1280 and encodes 372 amino acids. The transcript has 7 exons.